AUGAAGACCACGGUUCUUCUCGCUGCAGGCCUGGCGGCAGUCCGUCACGCGUCUGCCGCCUACGACGCGACCAUCUGCGGCAGGGAGAACAAGUACACCAGCGAGGACACCCAGUUUAUCUUUCAGUCCAACGCCUGGAACCCCGUUGGUGAUGGUUCCUCGUGUGUCUCGGUCGACCAGGCGAUUCCGGCGUUUGACGCCACCUGGAACUGGGAGGAGGACAAGAACAAUGUUCACUCGUUCCCCCAUGUGCGCUUCAACUCAACGAAGCUGCCGACGAAGCUGAGCGACAUCAAGACCAUGCGCCUCACGGCAGACUGGACCAUGCGCAAGACGACGUCGGUGAACGACCCGCCUCGCGACUUCUCCGCGAGCGCCUGGUCCGAGAAUAAGGAGGAGCUUGACGGUGUCGUAUCCAACGCCGCCUGGGACUUCUUCGUCGACAAGAACAAGUCGAGGACCUACAACCCCAUCGACUCGGAGGCUGAGAUCAUGAUCUGGUUGGGCAAGGUCGGGAACCCGUACCCGCUGAUGGGCGACUCCAUCUUGACCAACAUCACGCUGGGAAGCACCGAGUUCUCCCUCUGGUACGAGACCAACCAACGCGAGCAAAAGGUCUUCACUUGGGUCACGCGCGACGGGUCGGAUGUCACCCAGUUCGACGAGGACAUCACGCCGCUUCUCAAGUUCGUGCUCGAGUCUGGUGAGAUUGACGAGGACUCGUGGCUCGGCCUCGUCGAGUUCGGCUCCGAGGCGUGGCACUCGCCUGAGAACGUCACGUUCAGCGCCGCACACUUCAGCAUGGAGCUGGACAACGGCGAGAGCGGUUCCGGCAGUGGAUCUAGCGGCGGUGGUGACGAGAACGCGGCAGGACAAUACGGGUUCCCGGCGUUGUUCCUGGUGUCAUUGUUCGCGAUGGGCGUUUUCAUGUUCUAA
This is a messenger RNA of Colletotrichum higginsianum IMI 349063, 936 nucleotides long. RefSeq names its product Glycosyl transferase. Gene Ontology annotation, molecular function: cellulase activity. Gene Ontology annotation, biological process: polysaccharide catabolic process. The record is from RefSeq and is a predicted model, not a curated record. The transcript has 4 exons. Lineage: Eukaryota; Fungi; Ascomycota; Sordariomycetes; Glomerellales; Glomerellaceae. The coding region runs from base 1 to 936 and encodes 311 amino acids.